This is a messenger RNA of Aspergillus mulundensis, 2328 nucleotides long. RefSeq names its product putative C6 transcription factor. The record is from RefSeq and is a predicted model, not a curated record. The transcript is spliced from 2 exons. NCBI's taxonomy places the organism in Eukaryota, Fungi, Ascomycota, Eurotiomycetes, Eurotiales, Aspergillaceae. Gene Ontology annotation, biological process: DNA-templated transcription; regulation of transcription by RNA polymerase II. The coding region runs from base 1 to 2328 and encodes 775 amino acids. Gene Ontology annotation, molecular function: zinc ion binding; RNA polymerase II cis-regulatory region sequence-specific DNA binding; DNA-binding transcription activator activity, RNA polymerase II-specific. Gene Ontology annotation, cellular component: nucleus.
AUGGAUGAUGAACACGCCGAGUCAUCAGCGCCACGGAGACGCAGACCAGCACUGUCCUGUACGAUUUGCAGGCGUCGCAAGCUGAAGUGCGACCGAUCGCUCCCCUGCGGCCAAUGUAGCAAAAGCAAAACGCCGGACUUGUGCGUCUUCUCUGCACCAAAACCAUCUUCGAGUGCUGCAUCCGGCUCCAUUAUUGCGAGUUCAUCCUCCGAGCAAAGACAUGCACUGAGCGACGAAGCCAGCUCCGUGGGAAACGGACUUUAUGUGUUUGACUCCAAGCAUCGCGUUACCAAGCCUCGUGGGCGGCAAGAUGAACUACAAGAACUGCGAAGUCGCGUGCAGAUGCUGGAAUUAGCUCUUGCUAGAGGCAAUUCAGUUCAACCACCCGAAAGCUCAGCCUACGACUAUGUGUCGGAGCGCGCAGUCCGACCGGGCCCAGAUCCCAUCUCGGAUCAAGUACGGAAUUUACCUGAUAGAGCUUGCUUCCGUGGCAGAAACGGUCGCACACGUUAUCACGGACGUUCUAGCCCGGACCUAACAUUGACGUUCCUCCAUGACGUACUGGCGUUUCUUCAAGGCCGUAAGAAAGAUCUCAAGGCUGAAGGCUCUGAUUACCAAAGGAUGAAAAAGUUCAGGUUUGAACUGAAGUCUCGCGAAUCAGAAUACCAGGGUGAGGUGAAGCGAGGAAUGCCUGCCUCACUCAAGGAGAUGCUCCCACCGCGGAAUAUCACAGAUGAACUGCUGAACCUUUACCUAACGACAUUUGAGACUACAUAUCGAGUCUUGCAUGUUCCAAGCUUUCUCAAAGAAUACGAGGCCUACUGGGCAGAGCCCGAGGCUGCUGACACAACCUUCAUUGCAAAGCUGCUAGCAUUGAUGGCUGCAGCAAGUUGUUUUAUUAGCUCUUCGACUACGGUCAAUGGUAAUGAUACGUUACAUGAUGUUGCUGUCACUUGGAUGCUCGGGAUUCAAUCCUGGAUUGGGUCUUUGUUCAUGAGUGCCACAGCCAAGUUUGACAUUAUGCAAAUACAGUGUCUCUUAAUGAUUGCGCGACAAGCGCUGGCUGUCGACGGUGAUGUCGUCUGGCUUACCUCAGGCUCACUCAUUCAUUCAGCCACGAUAAUGGGGAUGCAUCGAGAUCCUACACGUUUCCCCAAGAUGACACCAUUUUGGGCGGAGAUGCGUCGUCGGCUAUGGGCCACGGUCUUGGAGCUAGAUUUGCAAGCGUCCAUUGAUGUUGGGGUUCCGCCGUCCAUUGACCCCGACCAGUAUGACUGCGAUCCGCCAUCGAAUUUGGAUGAUUCGGAUCUCACCGAGGAAAUGCUGGAGGCUCCUAUGGCAAAGGAUAGAACAAUAUUGACCCAGUCCAGCUUCCAGACUAUGCUUUCUCAGUCAUUUCCGUUACGGGUGCGCAUCGCUAAGGCCGUGAACAGUUUGCAAUUUACAUUGCCAUAUGAUGAAGCGUUGCGUCUUGGAGAAGAUCUUGUGCGAUCCAUGAACGAGGCUCUGAUACCGUUUCCUACUCCCGCCUCGGACGGGGUCGCAUCCUUCGCGAGGUCGUUUAUGCUCUUUCUGCUACACAGGUCGCUUCUCAUUCUGCACCGGCCUUUCUCCUUGAGUAUCUCUUUGUCACCCAAAUAUUCUUACUCCCGCAAGGUUUGUUUGGAGUCAUCGUUGGAGAUGCUUAACCAGUUCGAGUCACCGCUACCCAGCUUGCAGUCGUCUCGAACACCUUGCUUAGGGCAUAUUGGUGGUGGGAUGUUCCGCGAAGAGUGUGCUCAUGCUGCUACAACGCUCUGCAUAGAGUUGUCUCUACAGUUUACAGAAGCAGGGUCAAACUCAGCACCUUCAAUGCAUAGUGGAUCAUUAAAUGACAUAGUUCGGUCCCAGCAGGAAGUCUUACUACAUGUUCUGGAGCGAACUCAGGAAAAUUUUGGCAGUCGGAUAUCUCCAAAAGGAAAUGGCUGCAAGGUCUUCGUCUUCACGAGCAUGGCCCUGGCGUCUAUCAAAGCGCGGCUGAAUGGCGAUGAUCCUUUGAAGAAAAUCGAGGAGGCUGCGCUGCGAGCAGUGAAGACAUGUCAUCACGUCAUCCGAGGUUUGCCUUAUGAGGAUUUCCAGGGUCAGCCUGAAAGCGACUUAUCGGAUGUUGGACCGUCCGCUAUACACACACCCGACUUUGGCUCUUCGACAUCUGAGUUCUCAUUUGAUCCCCUGUCGAUGCUGACCAGCAACCCGAACGAUUUCUCGCCUCUCGACUUCAACAACAUGUUUGAUCCCUCCUACUACAAGAUACCGGAACUUUGGGACCCCAAUUUCCUUGCGCUUUGA